Trichomycterus rosablanca is the source of this 1056-nucleotide messenger RNA. It is a transcript of the gene dpm2, whose product is annotated as dolichyl-phosphate mannosyltransferase subunit 2, regulatory. Gene Ontology annotation, biological process: GPI anchor biosynthetic process. Gene Ontology annotation, molecular function: enzyme regulator activity. Lineage: Eukaryota; Metazoa; Chordata; Actinopteri; Siluriformes; Trichomycteridae. The record is from RefSeq and is a predicted model, not a curated record. Gene Ontology annotation, cellular component: dolichol-phosphate-mannose synthase complex; endoplasmic reticulum membrane. The transcript has 4 exons. The coding region runs from base 48 to 299 and encodes 83 amino acids.
GUAACGCAAAAUACAGGAAAUACUCUGUAGAGUGACGCGUUCACAACAUGGCGACUGGUGCAGAUCAAGCUGUUGGACUGGGCCUUGUUGGUUUUAGUCUGUUACUGUUUACCUACUACACAAUAUGGGUUAUAGUACUGCCGUUUGUAGACAGUGAUCAUGUGAUCCACAGUUAUUUCCUUCCUCGGGAGUACUCAGUCAUACUUCCUGGGGUAGCAGCGUUAAUCCUCUUGCUCUGUGUUGGUACCUUUAUUGGUAUUGUAACCUGGAAAAAUCGGAAACCAAAGAAAGUCGACUAGAGAGAUUUUGUUCCUGUUUAUUCACCUGCCCAUUAAAGGACCUGAUGAAAAAUCAACCUGCACACUAGCUCCAGUCCUUGUGUAUAACUGUUCCUUACAGUUUUCUGACCUUUCCUGUAGAUUUCACAUUGCACACUACUGAACCUUUCGUCGUGACACCUGUCACAGCAGAUCUCAUAUCCUGUCAUGAGUGGUUAAAAUGUGUCUGAUAUUACAACAGUGUUAUGUUAGAAGUUCCAAAAGUGAUGAGCUCUCAAGUUGCCAUGACAAUGACUGGUACUGCUAACAACACACUAUAACAAAAGCUGAAUCCGUUUUCUGAUCACCCAUGACAAAUAGGCAUUUGACAUCUGACAGUUUUUUGACAUCUUCUGUCAGCGUCAUGACACAAGGUUCAUGUAAAAUGGCAAUGACUAAUAACGGCAAAUGAGCUAACAAUGCAAGCUACAACACACCAUUUACAAAACUAUUGACCAUAAGGUUUGUGGAUCCUAGCAACUGACACGAUGUUGUAUAGUCUGUCAGAAAAGCAGUUCCUAUGUUAAGUAACUUCUGGAACCACUUUGGUUAUUGUUUAUCUGCACUGUAUUAGACUGUAAAUAGAUCUAAACAUGUAUAAUUAAAAUUACAGACACAAAAUGCAAUUUUGACUGUCAGCUAGGAUGGAAACUCAAAAUAUGCUGAGAUUACAGGGAGAAAAGUUAUUCGUAUUUCAUUUUUAUAUGUUGCAAUAAAUAAAUAUUUUAAAUAUGUUAAA